This is a messenger RNA of Oryza sativa Japonica Group (Japanese rice), 1834 nucleotides long. Its product is annotated as putative serpin-Z6C. The record is from RefSeq and is a predicted model, not a curated record. Gene Ontology annotation, molecular function: serine-type endopeptidase inhibitor activity. NCBI's taxonomy places the organism in Eukaryota, Viridiplantae, Streptophyta, Magnoliopsida, Poales, Poaceae.
AUGGAAUCGUGUGCACGGCGGUGCGCCGUCUCCGGCCUGACGGCGCUGUCCAUGCGCCUCACCAAGCAGCUCUCCGCCGCCGCCGCCAGCAAGGCCGGCGCUGCCGGCAACCUCGUCUUCUCGCCGCUGUCCAUCUACUCCGUGCUCUCCGUGGUCACCGCCGGCGCGCGCGGGCGCACUCUGACAGAGCUCCUCGGCGCCCUCGGCGCAGAGUCCCGCGAGAAGCUCGCCGCGAACGCCGGCGAGAUGGCGCGUGCUCUCCCCGCCCCCGGCGGCGGCGCGGCACAGCCGGGCGGCGGCCCGCGCGUCGCGCACGCGUGCGGAGUCUGGCACGAGCGGACGCGGACGGUUAGGCCGGCGUUCCGCGACGCCGCCGCCGCGUCGUUCAACGCCGCGGCCCUCGCCGUCGACUUCCUCAACAACCCGGAGGAAGCGAGGAAGGAGAUCAACAGCUGGGUUGCGGCGGCGACGGAGAACCUCAUCGACACGAUCCUCCCGCCGGGGUCGGUGAGCACGGACACGGGCCUCGUGGUCACCAGCGCCAUCUACUUCAACGGCCAAUGGUGGACUCCUUUCUGUAAGGAGAUAACCGAGAAGCGGGCGUUCCACCGCCUCGACGGCGGCGACGUCGAGGCGGACUUCAUGCGCAGCGGCGAGGACCAGUACAUCGCCGUGCACGACGGGUUCAAGGUGCUCAAGAUGCCGUACGCGGCUUGUGUGAGCGCGAGGACGACGACGACGCCGAGGUACUCGAUGUACGUCUUCCUCCCCGACGAGCGCGACGGCCUGUGGAGCCUGGAGGACAGGAUGGCGGCCGGCGGCGAGGGCUUCCUCCGCGAGCACACGCCGGAGCGGCGCGUCGAGGUCGGCGAGUUCAGGAUCCCCAGGUUCAAGCUCUCCUUCGACGACAGCGUCGUGGGCGCGCUCCAGCGUCUCGGGGUCAGGGACGUGUUCAAGCCGUUCGUGGCGGACCUGGCCGACGUGCUGGAAGCGGAGAACUCCGGCGAUGAUCCGCCGCUGUUUGUGUCGGACGUCAAGCACAAGGCCGUCAUCGAGGUGAACGAGGAGGGCACCGAGGCGGCCGCCGCCACCGCGGUUUGUCUUACCUUCGCAUCGGCGGCGCCAUCGUCACGGCGGCCGGCGAGGGUGGAUUUCGUCGCCGACCAUCCGUUCGCGUUCUUGGUUUUGGAGGAGUCGUCGGGUGCGGUGCUCUUCGCCGGCCACGUUGUUGACCCGACAGAUGAGUAAUUCCAUCUUCACGUCAUGAAAUUUGUUUUAGCUGCAUUUUUGAUUCGGUUAUGAAAUUUGUGGACUUCCAAUUAAGAACGAUUUGAGUUCCUCGACUCCGAGGAGUGGAAUUCAGGUUGUAAGGGUAGGACUAAGCCAUGUUUCGUCUUGUUCAUUGGCAUAGAGAGACGCUUCUUUCGUCUCAUUAUAUUGACACAAUGUCACAAUACACAGUGAAGAGCGGCUCCGAUAGGACUAAGCUAUGUAGUAGAUUUUUCUUCGCAAUCCAUUUGGUCAGAAAAAAAAAAAGAACAGGGCGUUUUACUCAUGGAAACACAAUGAACAUAUGCCACAAACUAUAAUUGCACAGAACAAUUCUCCUUUCUUGAGAUGCCACAAACUAGGAUGAGACGAAAUUUAGGAUGUAGGGGUUUGUCUUCCGUUUUGCUGUCAUGACGCUACUUGUAAGGACAGCCUUUUGGUUUCUUUCUGCUUAUGUUGUUGCUUUUAGAGCUGGUAGCAAGUUUGGGAGUCUUUCAUGUUUUCCUUUUGGAGGGCUUUGAACCUCCCUAUGCUGUAAACUGGUGUCUGGGUGUUCCCAGCACAA